This is a messenger RNA of Daucus carota subsp. sativus, 1689 nucleotides long. Its product is annotated as histone-lysine N-methyltransferase ASHH3. The transcript has 14 exons. Gene Ontology annotation, molecular function: protein binding; histone H3K36 methyltransferase activity. Gene Ontology annotation, biological process: regulation of DNA-templated transcription. Bases 167 to 1222 code for a protein of 351 amino acids. Gene Ontology annotation, cellular component: nucleus; chromatin. The record is from RefSeq and is a predicted model, not a curated record. NCBI's taxonomy places the organism in Eukaryota, Viridiplantae, Streptophyta, Magnoliopsida, Apiales, Apiaceae.
UAAAACACUCUCUCUCCCCCUCCCUCUCUCUCUCUCUCUCUCUCUCUCUCUCUCUCUCUCUCUCUCUCGUUCCUCUUCACUCCGAUUUCCACCUCGCACGUUUCAUCUUCCGAUGUGCAGGUGAUCGUAGUUUAAGAUAUUCGAUUCUGUAAAGUUGAUCAAGAAUAUGCCUGGAAUGAAGAAGAAAAGUAAGCAUGAAGGUUUUGGGGACAUAUUCGAUAAAUUGCUGGAAAAUAUUCCAGCUCCUGUUGACUUUGAGCUUCCAGAUUGGCUAAAGAAGUCAAAGCCUAUGCACUUCAGCUACAUAAGACGCAAUAUAUAUCGCACGAAAAAAAUUAAAAAACGCCAGGAGGACGACGGCAUAUUCUGUUCCUGCAAUACAGCAGUUGGGUCGUUGGGUGUGUGUGGUAGAGACUGUCAUUGUGGGAUGCUACUUUCUAGCUGCUCUUCAGGAUGUAAGUGUGGGAGUGCAUGCAUUAAUAAACCAUUUCACGAAAGACCUGUGAAGAAGAUGAAAAUUGUGCAGACAGAAAAGUGUGGAUCAGGAAUCGAAGCUGAUGAAGAUAUUAAACAUGGAGAGUUUAUUAUAGAGUACGUGGGAGAAGUUAUAGAUGACAAAACAUGCGAGGAAAGGCUUUGGAAAAUGAAAGACCGUGGUGAAUCAAAUUUCUACUUGUGUGAAAUUAAUCGAGAUAUGGUGAUUGAUGCUACCUACAAGGGAAAUAAGUCGAGAUACAUAAAUCAUAGUUGCUCUCCAAAUACUGAAAUGCAGAAAUGGAUGAUUGACGGUGAAACAAGGAUUGGUAUUUUUGCAACUCGAGACAUUAAGAAGGGCGAGCAUCUGACAUAUGAUUAUCAGUUUGUUCAAUUUGGUGCAGAUCAAGAUUGUCACUGCAAGGCUGCUGGCUGCAGGCAAAAGCUAGGGGUUAAAGCUAACAAGCCAAAGAUUCCUUCCUCUGAUGCUACAUUAAAAGUUGUUGCUAGUCAGGUGUACCAGAAUGGUGUCUCGCAUGCAGGUUUGAGGUGUAGCGAUAACCAGAAAAGGUGCAGCCAUAAUUGCAUUGGUGAAAUUGUUAAGAUUACCCGUGGAGUGGAUACCUGGACAUUCGGCGUUGUGAAGCGAUUCGAUAGCAUUACCCGAAAACAUAUGAUAAUGUAUGAAGACGGCACUACUGAAUAUCUUGAUAUGUCGAAAGAAGAUUGGGAAAUAUGCAACUUUUAGAAUAUCAAAGCAACAUGGAUAACAGAUUACUGAUCAUGUGCGAGUGCGACGACAGACUACUGGUCAAAUUUGUAGGCCUAAAUGGGAAAUAGAGAAACUAAAUAGCAUAUCUAUUUUUUGAAGUGGUCAGUUAACCUUCUGAUCUUUGAAGGCCGCUUCAUUGAGCUUGCUGUACAAGAGAAUACCAAGUCCCAAGCUCUCUUGAUUCUUGAAUAUUCUUCCCAAGUUCUAGUUUGGAUAAUUCCCUGUAUUAGCAUUUAGCAUACAAAUAGAAGAAUAUUUCCUGCAAAUUAUUGGUGCUUAGCCAAGUUAAAUAAUUCGAAGAUCACAAUAUGACAUAGAGCAUAUAUCUGUGCUAGUUAAUGUGGUAUUUGACUUGUGCUGAGCCAAGUUCAGUGAAUUCUAUGAGCACAAUAUCCAUGUAACUUGAUGCUUGCUAAUAAUUGUUGUUGGAUUGUCAUAGUUAA